Rhopilema esculentum is the source of this 2190-nucleotide messenger RNA. RefSeq lists its product as uncharacterized. Gene Ontology annotation, biological process: regulation of transcription by RNA polymerase II. The record is from RefSeq and is a predicted model, not a curated record. Gene Ontology annotation, cellular component: nucleus. NCBI's taxonomy places the organism in Eukaryota, Metazoa, Cnidaria, Scyphozoa, Rhizostomeae, Rhizostomatidae. Gene Ontology annotation, molecular function: DNA-binding transcription factor activity, RNA polymerase II-specific.
CGGACACGCGCCGUCGCUGCUUUAAAGGUCGCACGCGCACGGCUCGCGACUCAGAUUUUCGUAUCAACUCAUCUGAUAAGAAGCAGGAAGCAAGAAAUCCCAGCCAAGCGUUAAACUGCCCUUUUGGUGACAACGCAUUUGAAGACAAUACAAAAAUGCCUCGUUCAUUCCUUGUCAAGAAGCGCGCAAGAGACAUUACUUUUGCCAAAAUUGAUGCCAAACCUGAUGACGAAAUUGGAAAUGAUGAGCGACCGACAACGAUGUUCGAGUCCUCGGAUCUAAAGCUCAGAGAUUGCAAGGUCGCAACUCUAAAAUGUCCAGGAAAAGAAUCAAGCAUGAAGGCGGACGGAAUCAAACUGAUUAAGCCAAAGCCAACAUUUCCAUUUUCAUUCGAAACGUACAAGCGAGCAAUCGAAGAGCCAGCAUUAUUCCCUUUUGCCAUCCCGAACUUCUGGAGCGAUGUGCAUAGUGAGUAUGAUAACAUGUGGCUUAAAAAGCCAUACAGACCAAACUCAACAGGCAGCACAGAUUCACAAGACGACAUUAUACCAUCACCCACUUCUAGUGAACAUAGUCUGAGCUCUGCUUUCAGCUUGAGCUCACAGGAGAAAGUAAAUGGGUUUGACAACUGGGGAUUCGCGUCCGCCAUAAGGCUGCAGCAGUUAGCUGCGCGGGAAGACGAAUGUAACAAGCCUCGCAAGAAGCGGAACAGCGGCUUGAAAGUUUUCACCUGCGAAGUUUGCGGUAAGGUUUUCAACGCUCAUUAUAAUCUGACUCGUCACAUGCCUGUACACACAGGGGCACGCCCUUUCAAGUGCAAGACUUGUGGCAAAGGGUUUCGACAGGCAAGUACUCUAUGUAGACAUAAAAUAAUACACACAAAAGAAAAGCCGCACAAGUGCAAGGAAUGUGGAAAGGCCUUCAAUCGAUCUUCAACAUUGAACACUCAUAUGAGGAUACACGCGGGUUACCGUCCUUUUACGUGCGAAAUCUGCGGGAAAGGCUUUCACCAGAAAGGUAACUACAAGAACCAUCGACUGACUCACACUGGAGAAAAACCAUUCAAGUGUCAUAUCUGCUCGAAAGCAUUUCACCAGGUAUACAACCUUACUUUUCACAUGCACACCCACAAUGAAAACAAGCCGUAUACAUGUCAACUAUGCGGCAAAGGCUUCUGCAGGAACUUCGACUUAAAGAAACACGUUAGAAAGAUGCACGGAGAAGAUCAACUAACCAUUGCAAUCAAACAAGAUCGACACGAGCAGCCAAGGAAUCUUCUGUCUCUCCAGUCGAACAAAUACUUUUCAUCUUUUAACUAAUUGAAAAUAAAUAUCUGAAAACUGCAGUUUGUGUGCGAUUUAUUUCGUAUUUUAAAUUUUGUAUAUAAACUAAAGAUAUCUAUUCAAUGUAGCGCUUUAAAGUUGGCUGUGACAUUGUGUCACUCUGCGACAAGUGUAAUUUUUGCACGAUUAGUAGUCAUUCGUACCCUACUCUAAUGAUCAAAUCGAUUAAGCUCCCAGGAAAAAAUCGAUAUUUGAAAAGUGCAGUUUCAGAAAUCUUCAGGUUUUGUUAAAAAUUUAAAAUAGCAAAAUAAACAGUCAGAUUGUUUGGUAAGUUUGAAAUUAUUUGAAAAUUGAUACUCUCAAAAAUACUUCAGGCCGGAAGACAAACUAAAAAGGCAUUUUUUUGAUUACCCCCAUAAAGCUUUUAAGGAUACUUAAAUUUAUUUCGGAGUUGUCAAGUUUGACUGCAUUGCAUACCUGAAGAAUGCUGCAUGGCAUACCAUACCAAACUGAUGGUAACAUCAUUUCUUGUAUUUAACGUCGAAAGAACAGAUUAAAUCAAUGUUUUACCAAUUUUAAUAUCUUAAAUCGAAAGAAUCUAUUAAUAGUUAGAUUAGGCUCUAUCAUACGAUAGUAUUAUCAUUAUUAUGCUCUAUCAUACGAUUGAAUUGUCAUUAUUAUGUCUGAUAUGCGAGAUAUUGACCAUUGCUAAUUAGAGCAAAAUAUUUUUAAAUAGAUGAAUAGAAUAAUUUCUUCAAAUAUAUAGAUUAUCAAAUUAUCAAAGUAUUGGUAUUGUAGAAAUUUUUUUUAAUAUGCGUGCAAAUCAAGAUUUUAGCACAUCUGUAAAUAUACAUUUAUGUAGAAGAGUGAGUAUUACAAGAGUAUAUCAAAGAAUGCCUGAUUUUUG